GGGAGUGGCCGGGGUUCAGGUGAGCAAGCUGGCUGCUCUGACCACAGAAUUGCUUCCACAGCGAGGUCCUUCUCUGAGCUUGGCUUUCCUUUUCCCUUGCUGUGUGUUUUCCAGGAUAACUGCAACUCCAGGCCCACGAUGGAUGCCCUGCAACUGGCAAACUCUGCUUUUGCAGUUGAUCCGUUCAAAAAACUCUGUGAAAAGGAGCCAGCAGGCAAUGUCCUCUUCUCUCCCAUCUGUCUCUCCACCUCCCUGUCACUUGUUCAAGUAGGAGCCAAAGGUGACACAGCCAAUGAAAUUGGACAGGUCCUUCAUUUUGAAAACGUCAAAGAUGUGCCCUUUGGAUUUCAAACAGUAACGUCAGAUGUAAACAAACUUAGUUCCUUCUAUUCACUGAAACUGAUCAAACGGCUCUAUGUGGACAAAUCUCUGAAUCCAUCUACAGAGUUCAUCAGCUCUACGAAGAGACCCUAUGCAAAGGAGAUGGAAACUGUUGACUUCAAAGAUAAAUUGGAAGAAACGAAAGGUCAGAUCAACAACUCAAUUAAGGAUCUCACAGAUGGCCACUUUGAGAACAUUUUAUCCAACAACAACAUAAAUGAUCAGACCAAAAUCCUCGUGGUUAAUGCCGCCUACUUCAUUGGAAAGUGGAUGAAGAAAUUUCCUGAAUCGGAAACCAAAGAAUGUCCUUUCCGAGUCAACAAGACGGACACCAAGCCAGUGCAAAUGAUGAAUCUGGAAGCCAUGUUCUGCAUGGGCAACAUUGACAGUAUCAACUGUAAGGUCAUAGAGCUCCCCUUUCAAAACAAGCACCUCAGCAUGCUCAUCCUGCUGCCCAAGGACGUGGAGGAUGAGUCCACGGGUCUGGAGAAGGUUGAAAAACAACUCAACUCAGAGACGCUCUUGCAGUGGACCAAUCCCAGCACCAUGGCCAAUACCAAAGUCAAACUAUCCAUUCCAAAAUUUAAGGUGGAAAAGAUGAUUGAUCCCAAGGCUAGUCUGGAAAACCUAGGGCUGAAAAGUACCUUUGAUGAGAGUACAUCUGAUUUCUCUGGAAUGUCAGAGACCAAGGGAGUGGCGCUCUCCAAUGUUAUUCACAGAGUGUGCUUAGAGAUAAGCGAAGAUGGUGGGGAUUCCAUAGAGGUGCCGGGAUCAAGAAUCCUGCAACACAAAGAUGAAUUCAGGGCCGACCACCCAUUUAUUUACAUUGUCAGGCACAACAAAACUCGAAACAUCGUUUUCUUUGGCAAGUUCUGUUCUCCUUAAGUGUCAGAGCCCAGGUUAAGUCCCACCUGGCUUUUCUGUAAACUCUACAACCAGAGAAUCCCUUUCUAAAUACGAUAACUUGUUAAUAUUGCUGGAGGAGGAAUGCCUUGGUGCUUGUUCUAUGUAGCCCUCACACUAAUAGGCCUUUUUCUCCUAAUCUUUUCUUUUAUGCCCCUUUCCUCCCAUCAAAGACAAUACUUUGAAGGAAAAGAAAAUAUGUAUUCAUUAUUUGUUACACUAUCUAGGGUUAUGGGCAGAUAUACGGUUGUUCACAAAGAAAAUUCCCAUAAAGAGCUUUGCCUUCCUUCAUUGGGAUACAGAAUGUUCCAGAUGUUCUCACUUCCCUGAAAGGCUAAACAAACUGUGGUUUAUGGGAUCUGACAAACUUUCCUGGUUCCAGUGAAAUGUGAGCACAUGGUCAGGCUACUGUAGGUCCACAGCUCUUUAUGCUAAACCCUGAGGGACAAAUGUAUUCUUCAAGCUCUGCCUUUGGGGGCUUUUAGAAAGAUAAUGUGUUGCACAAACUGUAUGUUAUGGAAGUCCAUUGAAAGAGUCUGAAACAACAUCCUAUAUAGAAGUCAUUAUCUUGAUGUUCCUGCCAUAAAAUGUAUAAUAUUGACACAAAAUGGGAGUCUGAAACAACACCCUAUAUAGAAGUCAUUACCUUAAGAUUCCUGCCAUAAAAUGUAUAAUAUUGACACAAAAUGGAUAAAGGUUUUGCUGACAAAAGGGGUAUGGCACCAGCUCGUGAACAGGCUUUGUUUUUAGAACGUUUUGAGACUUUGGAAUGUUGGCUAAG
Myotis brandtii (Brandt's bat) is the source of this 2065-nucleotide messenger RNA. It is a transcript of the gene SERPINB5, whose product is annotated as serpin peptidase inhibitor, clade B (ovalbumin), member 5. Lineage: Eukaryota; Metazoa; Chordata; Mammalia; Chiroptera; Vespertilionidae. The record is from RefSeq and is a predicted model, not a curated record. The transcript has 7 exons. Gene Ontology annotation, molecular function: serine-type endopeptidase inhibitor activity. Gene Ontology annotation, biological process: negative regulation of endopeptidase activity. The coding region runs from base 139 to 1266 and encodes 375 amino acids.